AUGGAUAGGUCACAUUUGAUAGUUGAAAAUGAGGAUGAUAGGAAAAAUCAAACAGCCUUCAAAUACAUGAAUGUUUGUGAGUUCUGAACUAAUUUUGAAGUUUUCCCUUUUUAUUAAACUAUUUUUUAGAUCAUGCAUCACUCUCAGAAAAACUUUAUGUGGAAUUAUGUUCAUUGGCAUUUGGCGAAUAUGAUAUAAACGAAGGCACAAGUAUAUCUCCAGUAAUGUGGAGAAAACUGUAUGAAAUAUUUGUGGAAACUGAAAAUCACACUAGGAAAUUGCCAUCCGAUGCGAAAUAUUCAAUCAGUUCACAAAAAUAUGCAAAUGAAGCUGUUCAAAUCGCCUCGAUAAUGAAUAUUUUCACGUCAUUGCCACAUGAUUAUUCUGAAACACAGGACACUUCUCUUUUGAGUCAAAUGAUCACAGAAGAUAUUGAAUUCCGACGAAUUUAUGUGAGUAAAUGCAAAAUCCCAUUUUUCGAAUAAAAACCUUUAACGAUUGUAAAUGUUUUUUUCAGGCUUUGUUAUUGUGGGCUGAGAAAGCUAUAAGUGAACAACAAUAUGAACAAGGUUUAACUGCAAAAGUUAAAAAUUUGGAAGUUGUUAGAAACUCGAGAAGAAAUUCAACAAUGGCAUUGAAAAGAUCGAAUUUUUCACAUGUUUCGGCAAAAGAUGCUUCAAUCGAUCCAGAUCAAAAAGGAGUUGAUGAAGAUGCUCAACUUGAACAAAAUGCAAUGAAUGUGAUGCUUCAAUUAUUGAGAAGUGGAGAAACUGCAAAAGCAUCUGAAAUCGCUUUGAGAAUUGGAAUGGCUCCGAUUGGAGUCCAAUUACAACUUCACGCAAUGCUCAGAAAUCCGAGCGAUGUUCCACUUGAAGCCACAAUUCAAAAUCAAGCAGUUCAUAAAAGAUUGAGACGUGCAAAAUAUUUCGAGAUGCUUGAAAAAUUGAUUGGCUCAUCUCAGAAAAACGAGGAUGAUUCGCAUAUUAUUUUGUUGAAUGCUUUACGGGGAAAUCUCAAACCAAUGUUGAAAAUUUCCAAAACACCAGCGGAAAAAGUUUGGGCUUAUGCCAACUCGGCUUUUCUCGCAAGAAUUCUUCGUGCUGAAGGAGCUUUGGAUGAACAAAGAAUUUGUGAACUUUUCAAUGUUCCGCUAACUUUGCGAUCAAUUAUCAGCGAAUUGGAAGCGCAAAAUAAUGGAAAUGGAAAAGAUGUUUUGGUUUUAUUCGAUGUUAUCGAUUCACUUUUGAAUGAUGAUGUUGAUGCAUUUUUCCAUUUGGCAAAAGAACAAACAAAAGGAUAUGUCCCUCAAGAUAUCAAUUGCAAUGUGAGCGAGAUAAUUAAUUGAAACUCGAAAUAAAUAAUAAAUUUGAUUUCAGGUCAAUGUGAUUGCUCUCGAUUUGUUCUUCCAUCUCGUCGCUGUCUCAUAUUUGAGUGGCUUCGAAAAAUCUGUGAGUUUUCUCCCAAAAAAUUCGGACCAUUAUAUUGUUCCUUUUCAGCCAAAUGGUGACUCCGUAAUUGCUUCACAAUUCGAUGAUUUACGACGAAGAUCGGGAACUUCAUCGCAUCGAAGAAUGGCUGCAUUUUAUUCAAGAUUUUUGGAUGAGAAUGAAAAAUCUCAUCAAAUUGUUGAAACUAUGAAAUGUAAAAACAUUUCUUGAAUUUUUUUGGAGAAAACUAAUUUUAAAAAAUUUCAGUGGUUGAUAGCGAAGAAGAGCGAACGAUUUUCAGUGAAGCUUUGAAGCAAUGUGAUCUCGAUUUUCAACAUUAUGCAUGUUCCUUGAUUAAAACAGUUAGGGAGAAUGAGAAGGUAUUUAUUUUUCUCCAUUUUUGGACCUUUCCUUACAAUUCCAUUUGAAUUUUCAGAUGAUUCCAUUGGAAGAACAAAUUGGUCAUUGGCAAUGGUUACUUGUUGGAGGAGAAGAUACAAUUCUUGCAGCUGUUGAAGAAAUGAACAGAAUUAUUCGAAAAUGUUUGUUGAGUGAACCAUUUAAUGAGUUAACAGUUCGACAUAUUAUUCGAGAAGCUAUUCGAUUCGAAAUCCCAACUGUUUUGACAAAUGUUGUUUUAUCAGAAGAUAGUAUUAUUAAUUCAUUGAUCGAUGAUAUUGAUAAAAAUACAAGUAUUCAACGGAAAUUGGAACAUGCUUCGAAUGAAUUCUUGGCGUUUUGCACUUUUAUGGUAAGUUUUUUCUUUUGGGAAUCUUUCAAAUCUAAUGAUUUUCAGGAUCUCUACAACUUCAUUGUUACAAUUUCGUUGAAAUUAGAAAUUGGUUUGCAAUACGAACCAAUUCGCGAAGAAGAAUUGAACAUGAUUGGAGGAUUCAAAAAAGUGUUAAACGAAAAAGAUUCAUUGGAUUGGGAAGCGUCUUUGAGAGUUCGAGCGAGAGCUGAAUUGACAUUGAGAGAAGAAGCUGCGAAAAGAAAACAGAAGGAUCAAAGAGCUAGGAAUGAGAUGAUACUCCAACAUAUUGAGGUAAUUUUUGAUUUUUUGAAAUAAAAACAUAUUCCUCAAAAAAAUUUAUUUUCAGAAUGCUCAACCACUUUUGCGAAGUCUUUUGACAAAUAUCGGAUUCCGCGGCGAAUAUUUCUUGGCCCCACGUGAAAACGACGAUCCACACAAAAAACAUCGCGAAGAAUUAUCUGAGAUUCGCAAUCGAUUCAUUCCAAUGAUCAUUUUGUUGUUUGCCCAAGCUUCUUCAAAACUCGAUGAUAUGCUCACAUUUUUGCAAUUCUUCUCAACUUUCAAUGUUGAUAAUGGUGAUUUGGCGAUUGAUCAUCAAAAUGUGAGUUAAAUUGAAAAUCCCAAAUUUUCAUAAAUUUUAUUUUUUUCAGAUUUCUGGAAUUUUCACAGUUUUGGCCGAUCUCAACAUGGACACCGAAUGA
Caenorhabditis angaria is the source of this 2882-nucleotide messenger RNA. The record is from the annotation of a GenBank genome assembly. NCBI's taxonomy places the organism in Eukaryota, Metazoa, Nematoda, Chromadorea, Rhabditida, Rhabditidae.